Bactrocera tryoni is the source of this 985-nucleotide messenger RNA. RefSeq names its product PXMP2/4 family protein 4-like. Gene Ontology annotation, cellular component: cytoplasm; membrane. The coding region runs from base 308 to 985 and encodes 225 amino acids. The transcript has 5 exons. The record is from RefSeq and is a predicted model, not a curated record. NCBI's taxonomy places the organism in Eukaryota, Metazoa, Arthropoda, Insecta, Diptera, Tephritidae.
CAUACAAUCUAUGUAUAAAUGUUUGAGAGGGUAGUUGAAAUUCUUGUGGUGUGAUUUCCGAUGCUUCGUCGGUGUGCGAUGACGCGGAGAAGGCAAAUGAAUAUGUGCGUCAGCUGGUGCGUGGCGGCGUCGCUCGUCAUCAACUGCGGGGAUCAAGUGUUGUUGGCUGUGUGUGUGUGUGCGUUUGUCACGCGAAUAUUAUGUAAAUCAGCUGGUUUAAGUGCUGCUCUUGCGUUCCAUAUAAUACUGCCUUAUGAAAUGCUGACUUAUGACUUGAAAUUACAGAUAAAAUAAAUUCAUAGUAAAAAUGGUCGCCACAUUUACCCUAAAGUUCCUAAAGUCACAAUGGCGCAGUUUUGCCAAUGCCCACCCUUUGGCUAGGGGUGUCAUUUCGUAUGCAGUAAUAUGGCCCACAAGCAGUCUCAUACAACAAACAAUUGAGGGUAGAGAUCUCAAAACUUACGAUUGGAUGCGUUGUCUGCGGUAUGGUGUGUUCGGCGCGCUAUAUGUGGCGCCUACACUAUAUGGUUGGGUGCGUCUAAGCUCUGUCAUGUGGCCGCAAAUGAAUUUACGAGUUGGUAUUACAAAAGCUGCCGUCGAACAGAUCUCAUAUGGCCCCUUCGCUGGUACCAGCUUCUUCUUUCUUAUGAGCUUAAUGGAAGGACGUAGCGUUGAAGAGGCUGUGCAAGAGGUCAAAGAUAAAUUCCCAAAAGCAUUCGAGGUUGGCAUUUGCAUCUGGCCUGUCAUUCAGACAAUAAAUUUCUCCAUGGUACCUGAGCAACAUCGUGUCGUUUUCGUUAGUAUCUGCAGUUUGGCUUGGACCACAUUUCUAGCUUAUAUGCAUACAAAACAUGUAGAUGAAGAAGAAAAGGAGACACCCAGCAACGAAACGAGGCUUUCACAGCAAGCACCGUUGACACAAACAAUGGCAACAACAACUAAUGAGAGCUUAGUUGUCAAAGUCAAACGUGCACUUGCCCUUUAA